Molecule: messenger RNA, 13243 nt
Organism: Sorex fumeus (smoky shrew)
Lineage: Eukaryota; Metazoa; Chordata; Mammalia; Eulipotyphla; Soricidae
Gene: PKD1
Product: polycystin 1, transient receptor potential channel interacting
Exons: 46
Coding region: 16-12726 (4236 amino acids)
Biological process (GO): kidney development
Cellular component (GO): membrane
Molecular function (GO): protein binding
Source: RefSeq, a predicted model, not a curated record
CGCGCUGCCCUGACGAUGCCGCCCGCCGCGCCCGCCCGCCUGGCGCUCGCCCUGGGCCUGGGCCUGUGGCUCGGGUCGCUGGCGGGGGGCCCCGGGCGCGGCUGCGGCCCGUGCGCGCCCCCCUGCCUGUGCGGCCCAGCGCCUGGCGCCGGCUGCCUCGCCAACUGCUCGGGCCGCGGGCUGGGCUCGCUCGGGCCCGCGCUGCGCAUCCCCGCCGCCGCCGCCGCGCUGGACGUCUCCCACAACCUGCUCCGGGCACUGGACGCGGGGCUGCUGGCCAACCUCUCGGCACUGACAGAGCUGGACAUCAGCCACAACAGGAUCGCGACGCUACCGGAAGGGAUAUUUGCUAAUUUAUUUAACUUAAGUGAAAUACGCCUGGGCGGGAACCCACUGGAGUGCGACUGUGCACUGGCCUGGCUGCCGCGCUGGCUGGCGGAGCGGGGCGUGCGCGUGCUGCAGCCCGAAGCGGCCACCUGUGCUGGCCCCGGCCCCCUGGCCGGACAACCAUUCCUGGACCUCCCGUGGCUGGACAGCGUGUGUGGUGAGGAGUAUGUCGCCUGCCUCCCGGACAACGGCUCGGACACCAUGGCCAUGGCGGCCUUCUCUGCUGAGGGUGGCGGCCCGCUGGCCCCUGAGGCCUGUGGGGCCAUAUGCUUUGCCGCAGGCCAGGACCUGGCUGCCUUCUCCAAGCAGGGCCAAUGCCUGUGUGGGUCCACUCGGCGCCUCAACGCCUCUGCGGCCUGCCUGGCCGUGUGCUCUGGGCCCCCAAGCCCGGGGCCGACCUGUGGGGGCCCCACCCUUGUGCAGCAGCCCUUCCCCGCCUCCCCUGGGGCCGCCCUAUUGGGGCCCCCCGGAGCCCUGGCCUCGGGCCAGCCUGCCGACUUCCACGUCACGGCCCCGCUGCCCAUCUCGGCCGCACAUUGGGUCUUUGGGGACGGCAGCCCUGAGGUGGGCAUGGCCGGGCCCAAUGCCACCCACUGCUACAUGCUACCAGGGCGCUACCAGGUGUCAGUGCAGCUGGCCCUGGGGGUAGGGGUGGUGCGGCUGGCCACCGAGGUGCAGGUGGAUGCAGUGCCCAGCGCUCUGGAACUGGAGUGUGUGCCCACCGUGCGCAGUGGGGAGUCCCUCGAGCUGCGUGUCCGGAACCGCGGUGGCACCGGGCUGGAGGUCACCUACAGCAUCUUGUCCAUGAGCGAGCAGCCGGCCCGAGUGGUGCAUCCAUUCUGCCCCCCUGACACCGUCAUCUUCCCCGACAACGGGCACUGCUACCGCCUGGUCGCCACCAAGGCCCCGUGGCAGCAGGCACAGGAGCUCUGUCACACCUGGGCUGGUGCUGCUUUGGCCACUGUGGACAGCAGUGCCGUCCAGGACUUCCUGGUCUCCCAGGUCACGAGGAGCCUGGAUGUUUGGAUCAGCCUCUCUGCAGUGGGCGGGGUGGGGCGGGGGUCCGAAGAGCAGCCCUUCAGCCUGGAGAGCUGUCAGAACUGGCUGCCCGGGGAGCCGCACCCCGCCUCCGCCCAGCACUGCGUGCGCCUCGGGCCCGCUGGCCAGUGCAACACGGACCUGUGCUCAGCGCCACACAGCUAUGUGUGUGAGCUGCAGCCCACAGGCCUCGUGCAAGACGCAGAGACCCUCCUCCUGGGAGCCCCUAGUGGGCAGCUACAGGGACCCCUGAAUCCGCUGACCCCACAGGAGACCCUCACAGCCCCCCAGGAUCUUGUUGAGGUAAUGCUCUUUCCUCACCUGGACCUGGGCCUGCGCCGUGGUGCCUUCCUCACCGCAGCUCAGCUGGGUACCCAGGAGCUCGGCCGGCCUGUCCAACUGCGGCUGCAGGUGUUCCGGCCCAUGGGGGCUGCAGGAAACAGCAGUGAGCCCGGCAGCGGGGCAGAGCUGGGCCCUACAUGUGCGCCUGAGGGAGGCCAGUGCCCCGGUGCCUGCCACACCAGGACCUGUGCCAAUGGGUCCCAGCCAGGACCGGGAUUCCCGGGGGCCUCCUGCGCACUGUGGACAGAGCUAUUUCUCUCUGUGCCAGCCGGGCCCCCCGCUCAGUACUCGGUGACCUUUCGGAACCAGGUUGGCCCCCUGCUCCCUGGUGACCUCCUGGUCCUUCAGCAUGAUGCCGGUCUAGGAACCUUCCUGCACUGUCCCCUGGAAUCUGGCCCGCCGGGCACCCAGGUCCCUUACUUCUCUGCCAAUGCCUCGGACUGGCUUGCCCACCUGCCCAACCAGCUGGAGGCGGCCCCAGCUGGCUCUGUCUGCGCCCUGCGGCUGCUUGCGGCCACAGAACGGCUGACCCCACUGCUGGGUGCUAGCCCCAACCCCGGGCUCCUGCGUCCUGGGCGCUAUGAGGUCCAGGCCACUGUAAGCAAUGGCGUGUCUCGGCACAACCUGACCUGCGGCUUUGACGUGCUGUCCCCAGUGGCCGGGCUGCGGCUGGUCCAUCCCACCCCCCAGGACGGCCGCCUCUAUGUCCCCACCAAUGGCUCAGCUUUGGUGCUGCAGAUAGACGCAGGCAUCAAUGCCACGGCCACAGCGCACUGGCCUGGGGGCAACGUGACUGCACCCUUCGAGGCCCCAUGCCCAGCCACUGCUGCCGCUCUGGUGCCCAGCUGUGCCCUUGAGACCAACUCGACCCUGUACUCGGUGCUGCGGCUGCCUGGACUCAGCGUGGGCGAGCAUGCCCUGGAGGUGCUGGUGGAGAGCGGCAUGGGCAGCAAGGCCCUGAGCCUGCGCUUGUGGGCCGAGGAGCCCGUGUUGGGCCUCCGUGCCACACCCAGCCCUGAGGCCCGCGUGCUACAGGGCGUACUGGUGAGGUACAGCCCCACGGUGGAGGCCGGCUCCGAUGUGAUCUUCCGCUGGACCAUUGACGACAAACAAUCCUUGACGUUCCACAAUGUGGUCUUCAAUGUCAUCUACCAGAGUGCUGCGGUCUUCAAGCUCUCGCUGACGGCCUCCAACCAUGUGAGCAACGUCACUGUGCACUACAACGUCACUGUGGAGCGCAUGCACAGGAUGCAGGACCUGUGGGUGUGGGCCGAGCCGGCCGUGCUGCCCCCCAACGCCUCUCUGGCCCUGGGAGCGCGUGUGCUGGUGGACUCGGCCGUGGAGGUGGCCUUUGUGUGGACCUUUGGGGACGGGGAGCAGGUGAUCGGCCAGUUUAAACCUCCGUACAAUGAGUCGUGCCAUGUCCCGGACCCCGCGGUGGCCCAGGUGCUGCUGGAACACAACAUCUCACACUCUUAUGCAACCCCAGGUGAGUACAACCUGACGCUUCUGGUGACCAACUCCUUCGAGAACCUGACACAGCAGCUGCCUGUGAGUGUGCGUGCUGCCCUGAGUGCCGUGGCCGUGGCCGUGAGCAGCACGGUCCUGGUGGCGGGCCGGCCUGCCACCUUCUCACCACAUCCCCUGCCCUUGCCCGGGGGCGUCCACUACACGUGGGACUUUGGGGACGGCUCCCCACCUCUGACACAGCUGCAGCCGGAGGCCAACCACACGUUCCUGUCACGCGGUGUGUACCACGUUCGUCUGGAGGUCAGCAACGGGAUCAGCCACGAGGUGGCUUGGGCUGAGCUCCGCGUGUAUGAAGCGCUGCGCGGCCUGCGUGUGCACGCGAGCCCAGUGGUGGAGCAGGGUGCGCCUGCCCUGGUCAGCGCCAGCCUGCAGUCGGGCGACGCCGUCACAUGGACCUUCGACAUGGGGGAUGGCACGGUGCUGUCGGGCCCCCAGGCCACCGUGGAGCACGUGUACCUGCGGGCACAGAACUGCACGGUGACCGUGGCCGCGUCCAGCCCCGCCGGCCGCCUCACCCACAGCCUGCCCCUGCAUGUGUUCGUGCUGGAGGUGCUGCGCAUCGAGCCCACGGCCUGCAUCCCCACGCAGCCCUGCGCCCAGCUCACGGCCCACGUCACGGGGGACCCUGCCCACUACGUCUUCGACUGGACCUUCGGGGACGGCUCAUCCAAUAGCACGGUGAGGGGGAGCCCUUCGGUGACCCACAACUUCACCCGCAGUGGCAUCUUCCCGCUGACGCUGGUGCUGUCCAGCCGCGUGAACAAGGCACACUACUUCACGCGCGUGUGCGUGGAGCCUGAGCUGGCCAAUGUCACCCUGCGGCUGAAGAGGCAGUUCGUGCGGCUUGGGGAUGAGGCCCAGCUGGAGGCCCAGGCCUGGCCGCCCUUCCCUUACCGCUUCACCUGGGACUUCGGCGCCGCCAACACCCCCAGCCGUGUGGGGGGCCCUGAGGCCACGUUCACCUACCCAGCCCCUGGCUCCUACCUGGUGACGGUCACUGUGUCCAACAAUGUGUCAGUGGCCAACGACUCGGUGCUCGUGGAGGUGCAGGAACCUGUGCAGCUCACUGGGAUCCAGGUCAACGGCUCCCACGUGCUGCAGCUGCAGUGCCCCUACCUGCUGUCGGCCGUGGGCCGGGGGCGCCCCGCCACCUACCUGUGGCAGCUGGGGGAUGGCGCGCAGCUCGAGGGCCCCUCCGUCGUCCAUUCCUACCACAGCACUGGUCGCUUCACCGUCCACGUGGCUGGCUGGAACGCGGUGAGCCGGGCCGAGGCCAGCCUCAACGUCACGGUGCAGGCGCCUGUGCGGGGCCUCCGCGUGAACGCCAGCCGCACGGUCGCGCCCCUGAACGGCAGCGUCAGCUUCAGCACCACCCUGGAGGCGGGCAGCGACGUGCGCUACUCGUGGGUGCUGUGCGACCGCUGCACACCCAUCCCCGGGGGCCCCACCAUCUCCUACACCUUCCGCUCUGUGGGCACCUUCAAUGUCAUUGUCACCGCCGAGAAUGAGGUAGGCAGCGCCCAGGACAGCAUCUUUGUCUCGGUGCUGCAGCCCAUCGAGGGCCUGCAGGUGGCAGGCGGUGGAGGCUGCGUGCCUACGAACCACACGCUACAGCUGCACGCGGUGGUGGCCGAGGGCACCAACAUCUCCUACAGCUGGACGGCCCAGCGCCCUGGGGCCCCCACCCUGGCCGGCAGCGGCAGGAUCUUCUCGCUGACAGUGUUGGAGCCGGGCACCUACCACGUGCAGCUGUGUGCCACCAACCUGCUGGGCAGCACCUCCACCAACUGCACCGUGGACUUCAUGGAGCCCGUGGGGCGGCUGGCUGUGUCCGCCUCCCCCAACCCAGCAGCGCUCAACCAGACUGUGGCCCUGUCUGCCACACUGGCCAGGGGCAGCAGUGUCCUCUACACCUGGGACCUGGAGGACGGGCCGAGCUGGGGGACCGCAGGCCCGUCCACCACCUGUGCCUUCACUUCCCCAGGCCUACACCAGGUCACAGUCACGGCUCAGAACCGGCUGGGCUCUGCCAAUGCCACCAUGCUGGUGGCGGUGCAGGUCCCUGUGGGUGGUCUCCGUCUCGGGGCCAGUGAGCCAGAUGGUGGCUUCGUGGCUGCCGGCUCCAGCGUGUCCUUUUGGGGCCAGCUGGCCUCGGGCACCAAUGUGACCUGGUGCUGGGCCAUGCCAGGGGGCAGCCAGUACGGCCAGCGUGUUACCAUGCUCUUCCCUAAUGCUGGGAUGGUCUCUGUCCGGCUCAAUGCCUCGAAUGCCGUCAGCUGGGCCUUGGCCGAGCACAGCCUCACAGUGGAGGAGCCUGUGGUGGGUCUUGUGCUGUGGGCGAGUCGCAAGGUGGCCGAGCCCGGGCAGCUUGUCCACUUCCAGGCCCUGCUGGCGGCCGGCUCUGCUGUCAGCUACCGCCUGCAGGUUGGCGGGGCCAGCCCUGAGUUGCUACCCGGGCCCCACUUCUCACGCAGCUUCCGCCAUGCUGGGGACUACGUGGUGAGCGUGCAGGCGGAGAACCAUGUGAGCCGGGUGCAGGCGCAGGUCCGCGUCUCCGUGCUGGAGGCCGUGACUGGCCUGCAGGUGCCCGACUGCUGCGAGGCCGGCAUAGCCACGGGCACGGAGCGGAACUUCACAGCCCGGGUGCAGCAGGGCUCGCGGGUGGCUUACGCCUGGUACUUCUCGCUGCAGAAGGUCCAGGGGGACUCGCUGGUGAUCCUGUCGGGCCGGGAGGUCACCUACACGCCGGUGGCCGCGGGGCUGCUGGAGAUCCAGGUGCGGGCCUUCAACGAGCUGGGCGGCGUGAACUGCACACUGCACGUGGAGGUGCAGGACGUCAUCCAGCAGGUGGCCCUGCAUAAUGGCCGCUGCUUCACCAACCGCUCUGCCCGCUUCGAGGCCAGCACCAGCCCUGGGCCCUGGCACGUGGCCUACCACUGGGACUUCGGGGAUGGGGCGCCGGUGCAGGACACGGAGGUGCCCUGGGCCGAGCACACCUACCUCCGGCCCGGGGACUACCGCGUGCAGGUGAACGCCUCCAACCUGGUGAGCUUCUUUGUGGCGCAGGCGGCAGUCACGGUGUAUGUGCUGGCCUGCCGAGAGCCCGAGGUGGAUGUGGCCUUGCCACCGCAGGUGCUCAUGCGGCGUUCCCAGCGCAACUACCUGGAGGCCCACGUCGACCUGCGGGGCUGUGUCACCUACCAGACUGAGUACCACUGGCAGGUCUUCCGUGCUGCCCACUGCCAGCGGCCCCGGGGUACCGCCCAGAUGGCCCUGCCUGGUGUGGACACCAACCGGCCCCAGCUGGUGGUGCCACGGCUAGCCUUGCCCGUAGGCCACUACUGCUUUGUGUUCAUGGUGUCAUUCGGGGACACACCCCUGGCACGGAGCAUCCAGGCCAACGUGACGGUUGUGGCUGAGCGCCUGGUGCCCAUCAUUGAGGGUGGCUCCUACCGCAUCUGGUCCGACACCCACGACCUUCUGCUGGAUGGGAGCAAAUCCUACGACCCCAACCUGGAGGACGGGGACCAGACGCCCCUAAGCUUCCACUGGGCCUGUGUGGCCUCGACUCAGAGCAGCGCUGGCGGGUGUGCCCUGAGCUUCGGGCCCCGUGGGAGCAGUGUGGUGCGGGUGCCACGGGAGCGGCUGCGGCCUGGGGUGGAGUACACCUUCAACCUGACGGUGUGGAAAGCGGGCCGCAAGGAGGAGGCCACCACACAGACGGUGCUGAUCCAAAGCGGCCAGGUGCCCAUCGUGUCCCUGGAGUGUGUGUCCUGCAAGGCGCAGGCCGUGUACGCCGUCAGUCGUAGCUCCUACGUGUACCUGGAGGGCCGUUGUGACAGCUGCAGUGGGGGCCCUAAGCGAGGGCGCUGGGCUGCCCGCACCUUCAGUAACAAGACAUUGGUCCUGGAUGAGAGCAGCACAUCCACGGGCAGCUCAGAGCUGCGGCUGGUGGUGCGCCGGGGAGCACUGCGGGACGGUGAGGGCUAUGUCUUCACGCUCACGGUGCUGGACCAGACGGGGGAGGCCGAGGGCUGCGCCUCCAUCCGCCUGGCAGCCAACCGCCCUCCACAAGGGGGUUCCUGCCGCCUCUUCCCGCUGGAGGCUGUGCGCGCCCUCACCACCGAGGUGCACUUCGAAUGCACAGGCUGGCAGGAUGCCGAAGACGCCAGCGCCCCCCUGGUGUACGCUCUGCUGCAGCGGCGCUGCCGUGAGGGCCACUGCGAGGAGUUCUGCAUCUACAAGGGCAGCCUGGCCACUUACGGGGCUGUGCUGCCUCCUGGCUUUGCGCCGCGCUUCCUGGUGGGCCUGGCCGUGGUGGUGCAGGACCAGCUUGGCGCCGCUGUGGUCGCUCUCAACAGGUCUCUGGUCAUCACCCUGCCAGAGCCCCCCAACACCGGGCUCGGCGUGCCCCUGGGCCUGACCCCCUGGCUGCACAGCUUGGCCAAGGACAUGCUGCCUGGGCUGCUGAGGCAGGCAGAUCCCCAGCACGUCAUCGAAUUUUCGCUGGCCCUUGUCACCGUGCUCAACGAGCACGAGCGGAGCCCGGUGGCAGCGAUGGAACCAGAGCAUGAGCAGCAGCUCCGGGCCCAGAUCCGUGGGAAUGUCACCGAGAUGCUGGUGUCCCUGCGGGUGGACACUGUGGACGACACCCAGCAGAUCGCGGCCGCCUUGGCCCAGUGCACGGUGUCCGGUCUGGGCCUCGUGUGCCGCUCGUGCCUGAGGAAGACACUGCAGAAGCUGGAGGCCAUGAUGAGCGUGCUGCAGGCCGAGACAGACGCAGGCACGGGCACGCCUACGGCCAUCGCUGACAGCAUCCUCAACAUCACAGGCGACCUCAUCCACCUGGCCAGCCUGGAGGCACAGGCCCCCCAGUCCCCGGAGCCGGGCCCCACGCCACCCUCGCCAUCGCUGAUGCUGGCAUCCCACGCCUACCGCCUGUCCUCAGCGCUCAUGCGCAUUCUCAUGCGCUCCCGCGUGCUCAAUGAGGAGCCGUUGACCCUGGCGGGCACUGAGAUUGUGGCCCAGGGCAAGCUCUCGGACCCGCGGAGCCUGCUGUGCUGUGGCGCUGCCCCAGGCCCCGGCUGCCACUUCUCUAUCCCCGCGGCCUUCAGCGGUGCCCUGGCCAACCUCAGCGAUGUGGUGCAGCUCAUCCUGCUUGUGGACUCCAAUCCCUUCCCUUUCGGCUUCAUCAGCAACUACACGGUCUCCACCAAGGUGGCGUCAAUGGCCUUCCAGACACGGGCCGGGGCCCGCAUCCCCAUCGGGCAGCUGGCCUCGGAGCGUGCCAUCGUGGUGAAGGUGCCCAGUACCUCAGACCAGGCUGCCCGCAGCCAGCACAACUCCGCUGUGUCCGCUAUUGUGCCACCUGGGGCCUCGGUCGGUGCCAUGGUCACCCCCGAGAACAGCAGCCCAGAGGCUGGGCUGCAUCUGCGCCUCACCUACGAGCUGCUGAACGAGCUCUACCUGCCCGAGGAGCCGGAACCCUACCUAGCCGCAUACCUGCACUCGGCACCGGGCCCCAAUGAGCACAACUGCUCGGCCCACAGGCGGAUCAGUCUGGAGGCGCUGCGGGGUGAGGACCACCGGCCUUACACCUUCUUCAUGGCACCCGGGACCCGGGUUCCCGGCGAGAGCUACUACCUGAACCUAACCAGCCAUUUCCGCCACUCGGCACUGCGGGUGUCACUGAGCCUGUACGCGUCAUUGUGCCAGUACUUCAGUGAGGAGAUGAUGAUGUGGAGGACGGAGGGCCUCGUGCCUCUGGAGGAGACGUCGCCCAGCCAGGCCGUCUGCCUCACCCGGCACCUCACGGCCUUCGGCGCCAGCCUCCUCGUGCCCCCGAGCCGUGUGCACUUCUCCUUCCCGGAGCCGCCCUCAGCCACCAGCUACGUGGUCCUGCUGACAUGUGCCGUGUGCCUGGCCACCUAUGCUGUCAUGGCGGCCAUCCUACGCCGGCUGGACCAGCUGGACGUCCGCCGGGUCCGCGUCACCCCAUUCUGCGGGCAGGGGGGGCGCUUUAAGUACGAGAUCCUGGUGAAGACCGGCUGGGGUCGUGGCUCAGGGACCACCGCGCACGUGGGCAUCAUGCUGUACGGCGCCGACAGCCGCAGUGGGCACCGGCACCUGGACGGGGACAGGGCCUUUCACCGCAACAGUCUGGAUAUCUUCCAGAUCGCCACCCCACACAGCCUGGGCAGCCUGUGGAAGAUCCGCGUGUGGCAUGACAACAAAGGGCUCAGCCCCUCCUGGUUCCUGCAGCACGUCAUUGUCCGGGACCUGCAGAGCGCCCGCAGCACCUUCUUCCUAGUCAAUGAUUGGCUCUCGGUGGACGCCGAGGCCAACGGGGGUCUGGUGGAGAAGGAGGUGCUGGCAGCAAGUGACGCCGCCCUGCGCCGCUUUCGUCGUCUGCUGGUGGCCGAGCUGCAGCGUGGCCUUUGUGACAGGCACAUCUGGCUCUCCCUGUGGGACCGGCCAGCACGGAGCCGGUUCACACGCGUGCAGCGGGCCACCUGCUGUGUCCUGCUGCUCUGCCUCUUCCUGGGCGCCAACGCCGUGUGGUAUGGUGCCAUAGGUGACACUGCGUACAGUGCCCGGCCUGUGUCCAGCCUGACCCCACUCGGCGCGGAGACUGUGGCCGUGGGCCUGCUGUCCAGUGUGGUCGUCUACCCAGCCUACCUGCUCAUUCUCUUCCUCUUCCGGAUGUCCCGCAGCAAGGUGGCAGGGGGCCCGCGUCCCCUCCCUGCGGGUCAGCAAGUCCUGGAUGUGGACAGCUACCUGGACUCGCCAGUGGUGGACACCUCCUUCCUUGCGCUCCCGGGGCUCCGGGCAGAGGCCUUUGCUACACAGACAAGAGGCAGCUUCUUCCUGGAUGACUCUAAGAGCGUGGUAUGCUGGCCAGACCUGCUCAGAAGCCCGUCCACUGUGGGUAGCAGCCUGCCACAGCCAGCCCGGGGCCCCGCCUCCGAAGGCCUGGCCCUGACAGGCCCCCCCUUCCCUGCAAAGUACUUCUCAGCCUCAGAUGAAGACUCAAGCUGGCAGAGCCUGACAGAGCCUCGGGAUGCCCAUGGAGACUCAAACCUGCUCCCUGGCCUGUGCUGUGCGCCUGGGGCCCCAGCGGAGCCCGAGGACCUGCCGCAGCCCGGCCCGACCCUGGUACAGUCCCUGCCUCCUCAGACAGGGCCAGCUGAGGGUCUGCGGAAGCGCCUGCUGCCCGCCUGGUGUGCGCCCCUGGCCCACGGGCUCAGCCUGGUCCUGGUGGCCGUGGCUGUGGCCGUGUCGGGGUGGCUGGGCGCCGGCUUCCCAGCCCACGUGAGCCUCAUGUGGCUGUUGUCGAGCAGCUGCAGCUUCCUGGCCUCGUUUCUGGGCUGGGAGCCCCUUAAGGUCCUGCUGGAGGCUCUGUACUUCUCCCUGAUCGCCAAGCGGCUGCACCCUGACGAGGACGACACGCUGGUGGAGAGCCCGGCGGUAACCCCCGUGAAUGAGCGGGUGCCCCGCGUGCGGCCCCCACAUGGCUUUGCGCUCUUCCUGGCAAAGGAGGAGGCCCGGAAGGUCAAGAGGCUGCACCGGAUGCUGAGGAGCCUCCUGGUGUACAUGCUCUUCCUGCUGGUGGCUCUGCUUGCCAACUAUGGAGAUGCUGCCAGCCACAGCCAUGCCUUCCGCCUGCAGAGCGCCAUCAAGCAGGAGCUGGAUAGCCGUGCCUUCCUGGCCAUCACCAGGUCCCAGGACUUCUGGCCGUGGAUGUCCCAGGUGCUGCUUCCCUUCGUCCAUGGGAACCAGAGCAGCCCGGAGCUGGGACCCCUGCGUCUCCGACAGGUGCGGCUGCAGGAAGCCCUCUGUCCACACCCCCUGGGCCUAGGGACAGGCUCCUGCUCAGCGCCUAGCGGGGGCUUCAGCACCGGGGACUAUGGCCUUGGCUGGAGGGACGCUGCCCCCAACAGCUCUGAGACCUGGGGCUAUUCCCCACCCGAUCUGCUGGGUGUGUGGUACUGGGGCCACUGUGCAGUGUACGACAGUGGGGGUUACGUCCAGGAGCUGGGCCCCGGCCUGCAGGAGAGCCUCGCACGCCUGCGCUUCCUGCAGCUCCACAACUGGAUCGACAACAGGAGCCAAGCGGUGUUUGUGGAGCUCACGCGCUACAGCCCGGCCGUGGGGCUGCACGCUGCUGUCACGCUGCGCCUCGAGUUCCCGGCGGCUGGGCGAGCCUUGACUGCCCUCAGCAUCCGCCCUUUUGCACUGCGGCGUCUGAGCUCGGGCCUGUCCCUGCCUCUGCUCACCUCGGUGGUCUUGCUGCUGUUCGCGCUCUACUUCUCCGUGGCCGAGGCGCGCGCCUGGCGCAGGGAGGGCCGCACGCGCUGGGCGAGGCCGGUGGCCUGGGCGCGGUGGCUGCUGGUGGCGCUCACGGCCACUACGGCGCUGGUGCGCCUGGCCCAACUGGGCGCCGCUGACCGCCAGUGGACCCGCUUCCUGCGCCUGCGGCCGCGCCGCUUCACCAGCUUCGACCAGGUGGCGCAGCUGAGCGCCUCGGCCCGCGGCCUGGCCGCCUCGCUGCUCUUCCUCAUCUUGGUCAAGGCGGCCCAGCAGCUACGCUUCGUGCGCCAGUGGUCGGUGUUUGGCAAGACGCUGUGCCGGGCGCUGCCCGAGCUGGCAGGGGCGGCCCUGGGCCUGGUGGUGCUGGCCGCGGCCUACACGCAGCUGUCCGUCCUGCUGGUGUCGUCCUGCGUGGACUCGCUGCGGAGCGCGGCGCGCGCCCUGCUGGUGCUGUGCCCCGGCGCCGGCGCCCCCGCGCUGUGCCCCUCUGAGCCCUGGCGCCUCUGCCCGCUGCUGUGCGCCGGGCUCUGGGCGCUGCGUGCGUGGGGCGGCCUGCGGCUGGGCGCCGUGCUCCUGCGCUGGCGCUACCGCGCGCUCCGCGGGGACCUCUACCGCCCGGCGUGGGAGCCGCAGGACUACGAGAUGGUGGAGCUCUUCCUGCGGCGGCUGCGCCUCUGGAUGGGCUUCAGCAAGGUCAAGGAGUUCCGCCACAGGGUCCGCUUCGAGGGGGUGGAGCCGCUGCCCUCGCGCUCUUCCAGGGGCUCCAAGCUGUCCCAGGACGAGCCUCUGGCCAGCGGGGGCUCGGACGCCUCAUGCCCCUCCACGGCCUCCAGCCAGCUGGACGGACUGAGCGCAGGCCUGGGUCGGCUGGGAGCCCGUGGGGAGCCUGAGCCCUCCUGCGUCCAGGCUGUGUUCGAGGCCCUGCUGGCUCAGUUUGACCGCCUCAACCAGGCCACAGAGGACGUGUACCGGCUGGAACAGCAGCUGCAGGGCCUGCAGGGGCGCAGGGCUGCGGCCUCCCCUCCGGGCCUGCGGCCGGCUCUCCCCAGCCGGCUGCCCUCGGGCCUCAGCAAGGCCUCCUUCUGGGCCAAGAACAAGGUCCACCCCAGCAGCACCUAGGCCCCGGGCCCACCACUCAGUAUUAGCUUCUGCCGCCCGCAGAGCCGCUGCACACAGCCUGAGCGCGCCUGUGGGCCUCAGCACUUUAGGGGCCACGCGGCCAGCAAGGCCAGGGCCCCACCCAGCAGUAUUGCACUCAGGGCCCAGCCUCUGAGACGCUAAUUUAUUUCCUGAGUCCUCAGGUCCAGUGGGCUGUGCCCACUCCUCCUCCUGGGCAGACCCCUCCUCGCUAAGGAUCCAAGCCCCAGGGAGGGACCCUGCACCCCUCCCCCCUAAAUUAUUACCUCCUGUGCCCCUGCUGAGUGCCCGCACCUCCAGCUGUCUGUGUGUCUCUGAUCUGUAGGGGAAAGGUGUGUGUUUCUCAUCGGUGGCUGCUGCCAGGGGACCCCUGGGCAUCACCUCGGGCAGGUGCUGAGGGCCAGUGGGGAGUCGGAGCAGUCACCCCAGAGGCCUGCUGGUGUCAGGCCGCACCAGGACGGGGCAGAGCCCUCGGGGCUGGCUCCCGGGAGCCCACAAU